Messenger RNA from Coccomyxa subellipsoidea C-169, 621 nucleotides. RefSeq lists its product as hypothetical. NCBI's taxonomy places the organism in Eukaryota, Viridiplantae, Chlorophyta, Trebouxiophyceae, Coccomyxaceae. Bases 1 to 621 code for a protein of 206 amino acids. The record is from RefSeq and is a predicted model, not a curated record. The transcript is spliced from 6 exons.
AUGGAAAACCUGACGGUGAGAAGGAACUAUCAGAUAUCUGCAGAGGCAGACGGGGCGAGGAUUAAAAAUUUGGAGGGGUCUCUGGAAGCCAUGAGGGGUAUGUCGGGCAUCAAAGCCAGCAAUGAGGAGCACAGAGCAAAGGUCAGAGCCUUGAUGGAGGAGCUGAGCAUUGCAGAGGAACGGGCAGAUGCUGAGCAUCAGCUGGCUGAGGUGCGCAGACAGGAGGUGAAAAUUUUGAAGCGGGCGUUGCACCUCAGAGACGAGGAGCUGGCCAAUGGCUGCCAGCACAGCAUGCAGGAUCAGCUUUCAGACUGCCCGCUGCAGAGCGUUGCACGAGUUCAGCAGCAGCAGUUCAACAGUGGAGAGCUGCAGCUUGUCCUUAGAGCAGAGAGUAAUGUGGAAAUGACCGCGAAGCCAACACUGGAUGACUUCCAGUCAGCUCAAGAGAUCUCGCCUGCAGCUGAUUUGAAAAGUAACAGCAUACUUGGAGAUCUACAGAACGAGAUCAAGAUCUUGCGAGAGGAGGAGAGAACAGAGGUGUAUGCCAGGGAUAUGAAGGCUGUGGAAAAGGCAUCGCAGGAUGACUUCAAUGGCCAGGCCAAUGCCCUGCAGCUGGUCUAA